Melanotaenia boesemani (Boeseman's rainbowfish) is the source of this 2875-nucleotide messenger RNA. It is a transcript of the gene tmeff2a, whose product is annotated as transmembrane protein with EGF-like and two follistatin-like domains 2a. Lineage: Eukaryota; Metazoa; Chordata; Actinopteri; Atheriniformes; Melanotaeniidae. Bases 960 to 2105 code for a protein of 381 amino acids. Gene Ontology annotation, molecular function: protein binding. The record is from RefSeq and is a predicted model, not a curated record. The transcript has 10 exons.
AGACAAGCAAUUAUCUCGGGGCAGACUGAACGAAUAGCUUCCUGGAGACUUUUUAAAUGCUCCUGGCCAAUUAUAAAGGCUGUGUGUCCUCACUGAUACUGCCUGUCUGUGGGGUAGCCAUCACCAACUGGUGGGGCUAGGCCUGGAGCACAGUGUGUCUUAUAUAGCUUCCCUCUUUGCUUUUUCUUUUCUUGCUAUUUCUCUUAGCCCUGUAUUCUUCUCGUUUGUCUACUCCACCAGUCAGACUUUCUAAUGGUUACUGAGGGGCGCUCCCCUCCCUCUACGCAUCACACCCCACGUGAUCACAACCAGCUGCUGGUGAGAGAGGGAGAGAGAAAGUCGCUGCGACUCUGAACGCAUCAGACAUACAAAGUAAACGGGAGGACCGCUGCUCGUCUCACCCGUGGAUUCUAUUACACAACAAUCGUCGCCUUCAAAAUCCUGCCCGUGGGAUACUCUGGCUUCAUCCUGUCAGUUUGACAGUUAUAUUGCCUUUUUUUCUUUCUUUCCCUUUUUUUUACAAUCCCCUUUUCUUUUCUUCUCCAUCCUUUCUUCCCUUCUCCUCACCCCUGAGCAUCCUCUCCUGCUCGCAAGUCCUCCCGCUUGCCUCGCUAACUUUUUUCCACCCCACUCCAUCCCACACAAUCUCCAUCGCUCGCCAAAACAACAACAAAAUAAACCCGUCGACAGUCUUUCCCUCCCACAUUCCAUCCCCGAGUCCUUUUUUUUUUUUUUUUUUUUUUUUUUAGCUGCCUCCCCUCUUUGGAUCGGGUGGAACGCCGUUUGGUCAGUCUGCACGGGGGCACAGCUACAUGGGGCGCACGGUCUCGAUCGGAAAAUGGUCCGCUGUCGGGCUUUAGGCGCCCCGCUGAACCUGUCGGGAUUGGAGUUGUCGGUGCGCGCCUGCAUCCCUUGCCCACCUCCUUGCCUGUGCGGUCGGGGCCACUGAGAGAUAGACGAUGGGUCCGUCCGUGGCAGCGCAGGCACCACUAGAGGAGCGCCGACGGCCACGCCGGUGGAGCGGGACGGCCGGAGGCUGGCUCAGGAUCAUCCUCGUCUCGUUUCUUGCUACUUUACCUGUGGAGCAGCUGCGCGCCUUCCCUUCCUCCCUCAGCGACUGCCAGACGCCAACCGGCUGGAACUGCUCCGGCUUUGAUGACCGGGACACAGAUCUAUUCCUGUGCGACACCAACACAUGCAAGUUUGACGGGGAGUGUCUCAGAAUUGGGAACAUGGUGACAUGCAUUUGUGAUUUUAAGUGCAACAAUGACUACGCCCCAGUGUGCGGCUCCAACAAUAAGAACUACCAGAACGAGUGUUUACUGCGCAAGGAUGCCUGCAAGCAGCAGUCUGAAAUCCUUAUUAUGUCAGAAGGCGACUGUCCUGCUGAUGCCGGCUCAGGAUCAGGAGACGAUGGAGGAGAAGGUUCAGCAGAGACUGGGCAGAAGGAGACGUCGACCUGUGACAUUUGCCAGUUUGGGGCAGAAUGUGAUGUGGAUGCAGAGGAUGUUUGGUGUGUUUGCAACAUCGACUGUUCCCACAUCAGUUUCAACCCGGUGUGUGCCUCAGACGGUCGCUCCUAUGACAACCCAUGCCAGGUGAAGGAGGCGUCCUGUCAGAAGCAGGAGCGCAUCGAAGUCCAUCACCUGGGACACUGCCAAGGUGACAUCAACCCUGGGCACAAAGGUGAUGGACACUUCCCACGGACAGACCACACGGGGAGGGAAAACGAGGCACCGAGGGGUGGGGAGGCUCGCGGCCUGUACAUCCCCUGUCCGGAUCACUACAAAAACUACUGCGUCCACGGAGAGUGUCAGUUCCCCAGUAUUCUGGCCCAGCCCUCAUGCAGCUGUCACUCAGGCUUCAGGGGCCCCAAAUGUGACAUCAAAGAGUAUAACGUGCUCUAUGUGGUGCCAGGCUCUGGCAAACUGCACUAUGUCCUCAUCGCCUCUAUCAUUGGAGCACUCCAGGUGGUCAUCAUCUGUGUGGUGGUGCUCUGCAUUACCAGGAAGUGCCCACGGACCAACAGGAUCAACCGGCAGAAGCAGAACAAUGUCCACUUCAGUUCUGAGAACACCAUGCGCGCCUCCACUCGACUUAUCUGAGCCCUAGCACACCGGACUGAGUCCCCCCUCCACGCUACGGAGCGCAGUGGUGUUAGAUGUUCCCCUCGUAGGCCAACCCUGACAAUUAGCAUCUGCCUCCCCUCACUCCCCGCCCUCUCUCCCACUCUGAAAUUUCUAAAUGCUCACUGAAGACAGUGGCAUUGCAGAGACAGAGCUGGCACACCGGUCAACGGUGACACUCACACGUCGGGAUGAUGUCGUCACCAGUGGCCACUGCUGCCAACCUCCCUUCUUCCGCCCUUCCAGUUGCUGACGUGUCUCCUUGUACCUUUUUUCUGAGUUUUUUUUUUUUUUUUUUUUAACUAUUAUUACUAUUACUAUUAUUUUAUGAAAAACUGAACCAUUGGGUAUUGGGGGAGGGGAGCGGAAGGAAUGGGCGUUGAGAACACUGAAUGUGAUUGUGUGUGAGUGUCUAUUAGAUGUGUGCGCUUUGGUAGAGGCGGGUUAGCCGGUGUCUGUUAUUUGUAGAUGAGGGGUUCAAGCAAACCGGGGUAGUGCAAAGCAGGGUACCGGGCUUUAACAGCAGUGUGUGUUCAGUUAGGGAGGGGGGUGGGAUGUGGGGGGGUUCGGGGCUACACGUGAUGCCUUGCACCUUGUGUUAUAGGAGACCUUUGACAGAGGGCACAAUGUUAUUAUAGAGCUCUCUGUUUGGUUGUGACGAUGACGUCAGCUACUGUAUCUUGGGUUCUAUUUCCAAUAGUUAUUACUACGUUGUCUUGAUGGGGUCAUUUUUCUGUAAAUGUAAAUAA